This is a messenger RNA of Drosophila takahashii, 3155 nucleotides long. Its product is annotated as C-mannosyltransferase dpy-19 homolog. Gene Ontology annotation, molecular function: mannosyltransferase activity. Gene Ontology annotation, cellular component: nuclear inner membrane. Lineage: Eukaryota; Metazoa; Arthropoda; Insecta; Diptera; Drosophilidae. The record is from RefSeq and is a predicted model, not a curated record.
ACGGUCACACUGCAGGGCCGCUCCGAAAAGAACAGCUGAUCGGUGUCUGUUUUUUAUUGUGAAAAAAGGGGAGCCAUAAUAAUCGUUGUGAAAUAAAUAAUGAUUGGCACUCUGAGCCAGUGAGACGCAGUGAAUCGCAGCAGCAGCAGAGCCACCACGAUGCGCGAGCCCAAUCUGUACGUGAUCCUGUCGCACGCGCUAAUCGGUUCCGGCUUCUUCUUCCUGUACGUGCAGCAUGUGCGCGUGAUCUUCGAGACGCGCACGAACAUCCAGCAGCUGAAUCAGCUAGAACGGGAGGCGCUCCUGCGGCGCGAGGAUGCUUUGUAUUAUGCGUUCUACAAGCGGCUGGCCGAUGGCCCAGAUUUCUGGCACGGCUAUGAGCAGCUCAAGAACAUCACGGACAUUGAGUAUCCGCACAGCGUGAAUGUGCUGCAGCGCUUCUAUGUGCUGCCCGAGUUGGUCACGGCCUACUUCUACCAUGUGGUGCGCGCCGGCUUCAAUCCGAUGGUGCAGCCCAUGCAGUUCUACCUGGAGUUCGUCUGGCUGAUGGGCGGCGUGACCCUGCUGGUCCUCUAUCUCUACGGCACGCUGCUCAGCGAGAAUGUUUUCGGUGGUAUCUACGGCGUGAUCUCGUAUUUGAUGUUCCACAGCUUCGUGGCCAAGAUCUACGAGCGUCCGCUGGCGCGCGAGAACUUUGCCUUUCCCUUCAUCUUCCUGCAGAUGUUCUAUCUGUGCAUCUGCAUUGGCAGGAUCAUCCAUCGGCAGAAGCACACGUCGCGGCUGUUUAUGAUCUUUGCCAUGUCGCUGUUCACCGCCUGCGCUUUGCUCUCCUGGCAGUUCUCCACCUUCAUCUUCACCACGCAAAUACUGAUUGUGAUGACCUCCUGGAACGUCAGCGCUUUGCCCACCGGACUGGCCAACGCCUUUGCUUUAGACUACUCCUUAUCUCACCUUCUUGGCCACGCUCUGGCCUUUGUGAUGUCGCACGGCAACAGCCAGCUGCUCUUCACCUGGCAGCUCAGCGUCUCGCUGUCGCUUUUCCUCAUCACAGUGGUGCGUCAGCUAAGGGCGGUGCGCAGCAGGCGGCUGGGUCAUGCCCACGAUCCGCUGCAGAACGACUACUUCUCGCUGAAGUUCAUCCUGCUGGCGCAGCUCUUUGCGAGCAGCAUGCAGACCAAGCUGCUGGAGCUGCUCAAUCGGGCCGGCGUGGUCAAUGUGCCGGAUGGGGCGCACACGCACUACUGCGAUCUGUGGGCCCACUGGGCGCUGCAGGUGAACGUGGGCUUUGUGGCCCACCUGUCCGCCUGCAAUCCGCUGUACGAGCGCAUCGCCUGGUCGGAACUUUGGCAGCUGGUCAAGACGAUGAUCGUGAAGCCGUACUGCAUGUACGGCGUGGUCAUGCUGGCCAUGUUCUUUCGCCGCUGGCGCAAGAGUGGCGCCCCUGCCACGGCAGCUAGCGAGGAGCAGCGCGAAAGGGCCCGCAACUAUGUGCUGGAGGACUUUCUCGAGGAGCAUCGCGUCUCCAUGGGCGACAUGUCCAAUCGGCAGACGGAGCAGCAGCUGCAGCAGUGCUUCCGGCUGCUCGAGAGCUGUGAUUAUGACUACGAGCGGUAUAAGCGGGCCCAGGAGCGCCUGCGCAAGGAGCAGCCGCCGGCACGGGAUGACUUUAUGCAGGACAUCCGGCGGCUGAGGGCGCAGAUUCAUCGCAACAGCGACAAGCAGCGAAAGGAGCGGGCGCAGGGAAGCAAGGAGGAGGAAAAGGAGAAGGAGAAAGAGGAGGAGGAGCAAGCUGAAGCUGAACCAGCAUCAGAUCUGCCGUCCAAGGAGGAGAAGGAGAAGCCAAAGCAGAAGCGCAGCGCCUCCAGACGAAGCUCCGUGGUGCCCACCACAAAUUCGCAGAUCCUCAAUCUGCACUACAUGUACAGCUUCCUGCAGAUGCUCGUCUUCACUGUCAUCGGGCUGGCCGUGCGCAAGCUCUUCUUCCUCAGCUUCACGCAGGGCUGCGUGAUAGCGCCCACCGUUUGCUCCAAAGUGUGGUAUCACCGCCAGCGAAACAUCUUCUGGUCGGUCUCGCUGGCCGUCUUCCUGCUCAGCAUGUUUGAUCCGGGAAUGGUGAACAUUCGCGAGGAGUACUUCCCCACGCGCUUCGCCCAGAGCGGCGAUGACCUGGACAGCAUGCUCGAGUGGAUCAAGCUGAACACGGAACGGGAUGCGGUCUUCGCCGGGCCCGUGGAGAUCAUUGGCACCGUGCAUUUGACCACCAGGCGGCCGAUAGUCAACCAUGCGCACAUCGAGAUGCGUCAGAUGGCGGACCGCACGGAGCACGUGUACUCGGUGUACAGUCGCCAGCAGUCGUCGGAUAUCUACAAUCAGUGCGCCCAGCUGAAGAUCCAGUACUUGAUCAUAUCGCUGGACGAGUGCACCAAUGAAGUGCGCGACGAUUGCGACCUGCUGGCCAUUUGGGAUGACAAGCAGCCGGCGUACCAGAAGUACCCGCAAUUCUGCCACGAGCUGCUGCACAAGAACGUGCCCAGCUUCCUGAAGGUCUACGCCAACGAUCACUACGGCAUCAUCAAGAUGUUCUCGCAGAGCGUGCAGAUCAACCUCAAGCACAACAAAAUGCCCGAGAUGUCCAUAUAGGAGUGGGAUUGGUGGCGGGAUAAAAGGGGGAAUGAGCUGUGUGACUAGGGAUUAGCAUUUUAUUAUGUAUUAUGAUUACGUUUAGUAUUGCCCUGGCUUGCUGGGUUCCCAAUCUUAGUCCCGCUACCACCUUCCACCAGAUGAUCACCUCUUCCGCUAGCUAGUAAAACUGGAUGCAUUUAGCAGCUUGACUUGUUUCUUCAGCCCGCUCCGCGCUCCUUGGAUCAUUCCCCGCGCCCCUCGCAUUCGAAUAAGUUAAUCUAGCCGUACGGACCGACUCUAAACUCUAAAAUCUAAAAUACUUUCGUUAAGUUUAAGCUAAGCUUUUUACAUUUACGUAGGGAGAACAUUGUGUGUGUGAAUAUAUGACGAAUAUGACGUGUGGUCACCGAGUUGGGUGGCUGAAAUGUGAAAUGUGUCCCCGAUAUCCAUGAAUCCAUGAUCCACAAACCCAAGAACGGGCAAAAUGCGUUUUGCCCAGCAAUAAGUGAAAUAAAACGAUGCAGUUAAAACUA